AUGAGUCGAUUGAUGGCUGAGCUAGAGGAGCAGUGCCGACGACAAGACGUCCUCGUCGAGCAGCUGCAUGCACCUAACCCCGUCGUUCAACGGCACCACCAAGGUGUAGAUGCACAAGUUCAUGCACCAGUACGAGGAGUACGCCGCGAAGUCAACAUCACGAACGCACAGCGUCUGGGUGGCGCCCAGAUCCAGCGCGCACCGCUGAGCGCAUGCAUCGACCCGUUAUCGGUCGAGCGCAUCGUGUACUGGGGGAUUGGGAAGGCCAGCCACGAGGUCACGGAGGAGGACUGA
Aphanomyces astaci is the source of this 294-nucleotide messenger RNA. RefSeq lists its product as hypothetical. The record is from RefSeq and is a predicted model, not a curated record. The transcript is spliced from 2 exons. The coding region runs from base 1 to 294 and encodes 97 amino acids. NCBI's taxonomy places the organism in Eukaryota, Oomycota, Saprolegniomycetes, Saprolegniales, Verrucalvaceae.